UGUCCCUUGCGCCACCACCGGGAUUUCGUCGUCGUGAUGUUCAAUACCUCUGGCUUUGAUCCCACUUACAAUCCGAGAGAAUAUGUGUCGGAAGUUAUCGAUGGCACAGCACUGCAUUUCUACGACCUUACGGGUCCCACGAUCAUGUCAAACAAGUCUUGCGGGGAGGAACUUCUUGACUUCGGCACAGCGGAAAAAAUUCUGAUUGGGGCGAUGCUUGCUGUUAUUACAGCGGUCACUGUGAUGGGGAACACUUUGGUGGUGAUAGCUGUCUGCGUUGUAAAGAAACUCAGGAAACCCUCAAACUACCUGCUGGUAUCCCUGGCCGUCGCAGACCUCUCAGUAGCUCUAGUAGUGAUGCCAUUUGUAAUAGUGACGGACCUAACUGGGGGCAAGUGGCUCUUUGGGGAGGUGUUCUGCAACGUCUUCAUUGGCAUGGAUGUAAUGUGCUGCACUGCCUCUAUAAUGACCCUGUGUGUGAUCAGCGUGGAUAGAUACCUGGGUAUCACGCGACCCCUGACCUACCCAGCGCGACAGAAUGGGCAGCUGAUGGCCAAAAUGAUUCUGGGCGUGUGGUUGGCGUCCGCCUCCAUCACCCUGCCCCCUUUCUGCGGCUGGGCCAAGAAUGUCAACACGGCUGGGCUGUGCCUGAUCAGCCAGGACUUCGGCUACACCAUCUACUCCACCGCCGUAGCCUUCUACAUCCCCAUGGCUGUCAUGCUCAUCAUGUACUACAAGAUCUUUCGGGCUGCCCGCAAGAGCGGCGCCAAACACCGCUUCAGCGACUUCCCGCGGCGGGAGCGGCUGGAGACGGUGGCCAGCGAGACGCUGAAGAUGCAGGGCCUGAAGCCCCCGGGCAUGGCGGAGGAGUGCGCCGCCCUGUCCCGGCUGCUGAGCCACGAGCGCCGCAACAUCUCCAUCUUCAAGCGGGAGCAGAAGGCGGCCACCACGUUAGGGGUGAUCGUGGGAGUUUUCUCCAUCUGCUGGUUCCCCUUCUUCAUCCUCUCAACCGCCCGGCCCUUCAUCUGCGGGGUGGAGUGCAGCUGUGUGCCCAUUUGGCUGGAGCGCACUUUACUGUGGCUGGGAUAUGCCAACUCCCUCAUGAACCCCUUCAUCUAUGCCUUCUUCAACCGUGACCUGCGCUCCACGUACAAGGACCUGCUGCGUUGCCGCUACCGCAACAUCAACCGCCGGCUGUCUGCCGUGGGCGUGCACGAGGCCCUCAAAAUGUGAGAGCACUAUAUAAGGAAAUUGGGGGAAGGUUUGGAAGGAAUACCUCCAAAGGCUCCUGGAAGUAUUGUCCCAGGAUGAUAGAUGUGGGAAUUUCCAGAGUGAACUGCACCUGGCCUCUCUGAUGUCAAGCACUGAGUGGAGUAACAGAACUUAUUUUCCCUCCUACUGUUCUUUUCAUCUUCUCUUGAGAAAGCUAUGAGGGAUUGUAAGAGACUUGCUUAGACAUGCUGUUUUCAGCCAAUGUAAUUAGUGGCCAAUAUCCGUGGGUUGUCUUCCCUGCAUUUGCAGGUAUGUCACCUUGGGUGCCAUUAUGUUCAUGAGGUUGGAGUACCAAGGAGGACUCUAAUAGGCAAAUACUGAUUGGAGGCUUUUGUAAGUAUUACCUGUUAAAGUCUUUGCAAACAAGGGAUGAACUGAUAUUGCGCAGUCUCCCAGGAGGAAUAGUCUGAUAAACUGUCUAGAUAGUAUGUGUAAUGACAGAGGACAGUUGUUAUAUGGACAAAUUAAAACCUGAGCUGCAAUCAAAAAUUUGGGGAGGCAUCCAACUCAUUUUACUCUGUCAACCUCCACAUAUUGGACCUGGUCUGUGAUGUGCUUUGUCAGGUAGAACCAUAUGCUGUUCACCGUCACAUCAAUUUCAGAGGAUAAAGGAAUAAUCAGACAGGUCAAGGAACAUAGUGGCAAGUGACAAUGUUUGACGAAUUGUUCAGUAUCAUAUCAUGUCCGUAGACAAAACAUCCACUUUAUCAGCCAGUUACGGGACAUCUUGCAUAUCGUUCAGUGGGGUCUGCAUGAAACCCACAUUUCGUAAGACACUAUCAAAGGGAAAUAGAAAAUGUUUGUGAAGUGAAGUUGAGUUUGUUUUGCACAAAUUGACAUGGUUUUAUGCUCCACUUGCUUUAUACAGUGCAUUGUUCCACUGAGCAAAUACAAAUAGAUUUUUGAAGUCUCAACAAAGCAGAAAUUCUACAGUGAAUUUUCUUCUGUAAUGUCUUUGAAGCGACUAGAAUUUUAAUGUCAGGCUAUUUUAGAUCCUCGUUUCAUUCAUUUCAGUAGGAUCAUAAUGACUGCUGUCGAAACAGUCCACAACCAUAACCUGAUAGGCAGACACUUUUAUUGAUGCUAUAAGGUUGGGAGGCAGGAAGUUAUGAGUACAACAAUAAAAUCAAUUGCGUUUGACAGUUGAAACAAUUGUUGACACAGGAACUUAUCAGAGUGUAACAGAAGAACCUGUCAGUGCUGGCAGAGUUUUAACUCUUUGUAUCUUUUGUGUAACUUCGGCUCCUGGCUUUGCCCUGACAAGCUGGACCUGCAUCCUGUUUCUGCGUGAUAGUUCUGACACACCCAUAUUGCAGUUUGUUGUCAUCUUUUUACUCAAAAACAGCUGAGCAAUGUGUGCUUUUUUCUACCUCGAUUUUUAGAAAUAUACCAUUGGCAUAAAAAUCUA
Messenger RNA from Conger conger (European conger), 2680 nucleotides. RefSeq names its product 5-hydroxytryptamine (serotonin) receptor 7c (gene htr7c). The transcript has 2 exons. Gene Ontology annotation, biological process: vasoconstriction; G protein-coupled receptor signaling pathway, coupled to cyclic nucleotide second messenger; circadian rhythm. NCBI's taxonomy places the organism in Eukaryota, Metazoa, Chordata, Actinopteri, Anguilliformes, Congridae. Gene Ontology annotation, molecular function: G protein-coupled serotonin receptor activity; neurotransmitter receptor activity. Gene Ontology annotation, cellular component: plasma membrane; dendrite. The record is from RefSeq and is a predicted model, not a curated record. The coding region runs from base 37 to 1233 and encodes 398 amino acids.